GAGACACACAAUCCUCUCUAGCAACUGCGCACGUUGCCAUGCGUGUCUCCUCUCUUUUCUAAAGAAACAACUUCAGCGCGAGCUCCCGAGUGUGACUUUGACACGCUCCGGGUACGAGCAGCAGCAUGGAAAAUACACCCCAAAACAAACUCCACUCUUAGAAGACAGUAAAUAACUUCUGGGCGAUCAGUCAUGGAUGGUUCUACGAAUAGCCUAGAUGACGUGUCCGGGAGCAGCGCUGAGUACCCAGACCGUGUGUCCAUGAUGGAGGGGCGUCUGCAGGCACAGGAAGAUGAGAUCAUGCUGCUGAAGUCAUCACUCGCCGAUGCGCUACGCAGGCUCCGCCUCCACGACCAGUUGAUCCCCCUGCUUAAACAGCAGAUCAUCGCAGUAAACCCUGCAGCCUCCCGUGUCCUGAACCAGGUUUACUGCUCUGACGGUUUCUCCAGUUCCCGUAAACUGUCCUCCAGCUCAGCCCUGGACAGCCCCCGCCACCCUGCCACCAGCCAAGUACUAAACAGCACUGAAGAUGAGAAUGGCUCUAAUGGGGACUCUACAUCCCCUGGCCUCAUACAUAAGACCCCAACGUAUGAUCGGGCUACCCAGACAGACCUCACUCCUCUGGUGCAGGACCAGGAGCUCGACAGGGUCCCCCUGGCUCUCACCAGGCCCGUCCAGAGCCUCUCCCUGGAGGAUGCCCUCCCCGAGGGGAUGUCUCUGACGGAGGAGGCUCGGGCCAAAUUCCACCACAUCCAGGGACUAGAACUGGAGGAGAAGGACCAGGAAGGGGAGGAGAAGGACCUGAGUUGGGCGUCUUCCGUAGAGGAUGCCAUCCACCCCACCGCCAUCAGGAACCUCCAAGGAGAUGACCACCAGGACCCAAAUGGCUCCACGGAGAGCUUGAGCUCAGCCUCCCAGACCCCAAUCUCAGGGUCCCCAGCCCCCCCUAAGGACCUGUCCGCCAGCCCCCGGAGCGGACCUCUCUCCACCAUCCUGGAGGGCAAGAAGAAACCCCUAGCUCGCAGGAACAGUGAGAAACUGGUGAAGGACCCCCAGGAGAAGACAAAGAAGCUGCUGGACAAAAAGGCGGCAUCCUCGGCCAACCUACUCAACAGAUCCCCCAGUCUGGAGAGCCGGACCAAGGAUCUUAUCGCCAGAGCAGGAUCUCCCGGGUCCAGACGAGGAACCCAAGGUCAAUCAAUCAAGAUGUUCAUCCGUGGUCGACCAAUCACCAUGUAUGUCCCCUCCAACAUCCAGAACUACGAGGACCUGAGGAUGGAGCCACCUGUAGAGAAACUGGAACUCGAUUGGGUUUACGGUUACCGAGGACGGGACUGCCGGGCCAACCUGUACCUGCUGUCGUCGGGUGAGGCGGUGUACUUCAUCGCCUGUGUGGUGGUGUUGUACCACAUCAACAACCGCACACAGCGCCACUACCGCAAACACACAGACUGUGUCCGCUGUCUGACCAUCCACCCAGACAAGGUACGGGUGGCAUCAGGACAGACGGCGGGGGUGGACAAGGAUGGAAAGCCCCUGCAGCCUUAUGUCCAUAUCUGGGAUUCCUCCACACUGAUCACCCUACAACAGAUAGGACUGGGCACCUUUGAGAGAGGUGUAGGGUCUGUGGCUUUCUCCUUUGCAGACGCUGGAGCCUUCCUCUGUGUGAUUGAUGACUCCAAUGAACACAUGCUGUCUGUGUGGGACUGUGCCAAAGGAACCAAGCACACAGAGGUUAAGAGCACCAACGAGGCAGUGUUUGCAGUGGAGUUCAACCCCAGCGACAGCACCAACAUCAUCACUUGUGGAAAGUCUCACAUCUAUUUCUGGACCCUGAGUGCAGGCUCACUCACCAAGAAACAGGGUAUCUUUGGGAAAUACAAGAAGCCCAAGUUCAUCCAGUGCUUUGUGUUCAGCCUGACGGGAGACGUGCUGACUGGGGACUCGGAGGGGAACAUCCUGACAUGGGGCAAAUCACCCGGCGACGUCAAGACACUGGGGAAAGGGGCCAAAGAGACGUUCCAGAUCAUGCGUCAGACACGGGCCCAUGACGGCAGUGUGUUUACACUGUGUAUGCUGCAGGGGGGCGCUCUCCUCAGCGGCGGGGGCAAAGACCGUAAGAUCAUCCGCUGGAGCGCAGACCUGGCGCCCGAGCGAGAGUGUGAGGUGAAAGAUGCGUGUAUUCCAGAAAAGUUUGGUGCGGUCCGUUGCAUCACAGAUGUAAACGGGGAAGAGGUGUUGGUUGGUACCACCCGAAAUGCCAUCCUGAGGGGCACUUUCUCUGACGGCUUUGUGGCCAUAGUGCAGGGUCAUGUGGAUGAGAUGUGGGGUUUGGCUACUCACCCCUCUCAGGAUGUCUUCCUCACCUGUGGACAUGACCGACAGGUGUGCGUGUGGAACACAGCAGAGCACAAACUGGACUGGUGCACCACACUGGAGGAGUAUGGGCUGUGUGCAGACUUCUGUCCUAAUGGGGCCGUGGUGUCUGUUGGGCUCAGCACAGGCAGAUGGCUGGUUCUUGACCUGCAGACCAAAGAGGUGAUCUCAGACUACACCGACGGGAAUGAACAGCUGUCUGUCAUGAGAUAUUCACCAGACGGUAGCUUUUUGGCCGUGGGUUCCCAUGACAACUUCAUCUACGUCUACAACGUCACCGAGUGUGGACGGCGCUACUCCCGCUACGGAAAGUGCAAUGGUCACUCCAGCUUCAUCACUCACCUUGAUUGGUCCAAAGAUGGGAAGUACAUUAUGUCCAAUUCGGGCGACUACGAAAUCCUUUACUGGGACAUUGCUGGAGGGUGCAAACUGUUGAGGAACCGCUAUGAGAGCAAAGACCGAGAAUGGGCAUCCUACACCUGCGUACUGGGCUUCCACGUCAUGGGUGUGUGGUUAGAAGGUUCAGACGGUACAGACAUCAACGCCCUCUGUCGCUCCCACAGUGAGAGGGUGGUAGCAGUGGCUGACGACUUCUGUAAAGUCCACCUCUUCCAGUAUCCCUGCCCAAAACCCAAGGCCCCAAACCACAGUUAUGAGGGCCACGGCAGUCAUGUGACCAAUGUGCGCUUCACCCACUGUGACAGUCACUUGCUCUCUAUGGGUGGCAAGGACACGUGUAUCCUCCAGUGGGAGGUCAAGAGAGCAGGAACAUCGGAUGGUGGAGACCGCCUACACUCUGCAUCCUUCACCAGUUCCCCAGAACCUUAAAGGAGGGAAAGAGACAUUAAGAGUAAAUCUAAUCACAUUUUAUUGGUCACAUGCACCUUACCGUAAAAAGCUUACAUACAUGUCCUUAACCAGUUCUAACAAAAUAGUUAAGAAAAUAUUUACUAAAUAAACUAAAGUAAUUUUUUUUUUUUUUUUUAAAGCAACACAAUAAAAUAACAAUAACGAGGCUAUAUACAUGGUAAGACAAUGUCAAUGGGCAGGGGUACAGCUCAUGUAGGUAGGGGUAAAGACAGAGUGAUAGAGAGGCAGAAGGGAGAGACAUUUUUACAAAGUGGGGAGUAAUGUAGACUGGGAGGGAACUGGCUGGCCCUUAUAUAUACGUACAAAAGUUGUAAGGUCAGCCAAGGACCUGUGGCGUAUUGUUUAUAUUGGAUUCUUACAGUACAGAAGGCUUUGGAUUCCAUAGGAUUCUCUUUUCAAGCAUGAUAUUAGCCCCACAUGAUGAAAUGGAAACGUUAGUACAUCUGGGCAGAAUCUACUUCUCAAAUUAAGUGAAAUUCAUAAUCUGACGUUUGAAAAAGGUCAAGCUUUCAAAUCAACUGCCUGUUUGACUGCCAUCAUCAACUGACGACAAAGGGAUCAAUUGUUGAGAACAUUCCAAAAUAUCCCAUUUCGUUUACAUGUUUGUUUACCAUACAAGCGUACCGUAGUGGUGUUUUAUGGUUAUCGUCUUGUCAGAAAAGUAAUAUCAUACAUAUUUUGCUUGAUUGCUAUCUAGGAAUAUUUACCUUUUUUUUGUGCUUCAAACUUUUGCAUUUUGCUAGACUGUGACAAUCUUUCAAGUACAUUUAUUCAUUAGUUUCAACUGCAAUAUCUCCUGUAUUAGACAAAUUCAUUCAUGUUUACCUUAUUGUAGUACACUUUUGGAUUUGCUAUCUUCUGUGUUUAUUUAAAAGUACUUUUGAAUGUGUCAUCGUUUGCUAUGUCUGUAGAUAUUUAUAUCAAUAAACAAUUACAAAAACGA
Messenger RNA from Oncorhynchus gorbuscha (pink salmon), 4189 nucleotides. RefSeq names its product echinoderm microtubule-associated protein-like 3. NCBI's taxonomy places the organism in Eukaryota, Metazoa, Chordata, Actinopteri, Salmoniformes, Salmonidae. Bases 193 to 3204 code for a protein of 1003 amino acids. The record is from RefSeq and is a predicted model, not a curated record. Gene Ontology annotation, biological process: microtubule cytoskeleton organization. Gene Ontology annotation, molecular function: microtubule binding. Gene Ontology annotation, cellular component: mitotic spindle. The transcript has 24 exons.